Closterium sp. NIES-67 is the source of this 345-nucleotide messenger RNA. The record is from the annotation of a GenBank genome assembly. Lineage: Eukaryota; Viridiplantae; Streptophyta; Zygnematophyceae; Desmidiales; Closteriaceae.
GCUUUGCUGUGUGUGCGACUCGCAUUGCGGUGCGGUGCGACUAGUGCGGUGUGUCUGCUUGUGGAAUGGAAAUUAGAUGGCCAUGGCAACCUUGGCGUGUGGCUGGCUGGGGGCUGUUGGAGAGGAGAUGCGAACGACCUGCGCCGCGGCAUGCAUAGUUGAUUGGAGGGGGAACCAAGGAACGAAGCGGGGGAAAGCGACGCUACACGACACGAGGCAGCUCGAUUUGGCCCAACGAGCCGCCAUUCGGCACAGAAGGGCAAUGCAGCAGGAUGUUGACUAGGUUGAGGGCAGAAACAAAGCUAUCUUGGUGUCAAAAUACCCAUCAGCGUAUAGCUUAUCCCA